Molecule: messenger RNA, 1020 nt
Organism: Homalodisca vitripennis (glassy-winged sharpshooter)
Lineage: Eukaryota; Metazoa; Arthropoda; Insecta; Hemiptera; Cicadellidae
Product: piggyBac transposable element-derived protein 4-like
Exons: 1
Coding region: 1-1020 (339 amino acids)
Source: RefSeq, a predicted model, not a curated record
AUGCAUAAAAUUGAGAAUGUCCUCAAUGAUAUCUUAGCAAACUCUGUUAGGGUUUACAGCCCUGGGAAGUCACUUUCUCUAGAUGAGGCUAUGGUCCUCUUCAGAGGCCGACUGUCGUUUCGGCAGUAUAUAAAAAACAAAUCACACAAGUACGGUAUAAAACUGUACGAACUGACAACAUCUGAUGGAUUCAUUUUAAAUAUCAUCAUCUACUUAGGAAAGGGGACACUUAUUGACAAAGAAAAGGGCCACGCCUUUGAAGUUGUGAGAAAGUUAAUGCAGAACUACCUCGGCAAAGGCCACAUAAUCUUUCUCGACAAUUUCUACAACAGCGUGGACCUGGCCGAGUACCUCAUGACCAACCAGACUAACAUGUGUGGUACUCUACAGUCAAAUAGAGUUGGGAAUCCGCAAGUUGUGGUGCAAACAAAACUGAAAAAGGGGGAGUGUGUGAGCCGUCAAAGAGGUGACGUUACCGUCAUGAAAUGGCGAGAUAAAAGAAAUGUUUUGACUAUUUCAACUUCAAAUGGCCCCGAGAUGGAGGAAACAAGAACAAAAAGGGGAGAAGUGAUCCAAAAGCCCAGCAUGGUUGUUCGCUACAACAAGGGUAUGAGUGGGAUUGAUCGCAGUGAUCAAAUGAUCUCUUAUUAUUCCACUCCUAGAAAGUCUCUUCGGUGGUACAUAAAAAUAUUUUUCCACCUGCUAGAUGUAUCACUGUGGAACAGCACAUUUAUUUUUUCCAAAUUGACAACGAAGACAACCUAUCUGAAUUUCAGAGACAUUAUUAUAAAACAAUACAUUCAUGUAGAACCCAUUCCACGGAAACCUCGCCCCAUCCGCUCUUCACAGACGACUCAUGCUCCUGUCAAGCUGGAAAAGCGACUGAGGUGCCAUGUCUGCCGAGAAGCACACAAUACAAGGAAGCAAACCUUUUAUGCCUGCUCUAUUUGCAAGGACUCUAAAGACAAACCAUUUGGCCUUUGCAUGCCAACUUGUUUCAAUCUAUGGCAUGAGAAGUAG